AUGCAGUUCAGCGAAGUCACCGCGAAAGUCUAUAAAGACCAAGCCAUCUUCUUCCUCAACGCCUUUUGGGCUGAGUGUGGAAGUGAGGCGGAAUACAUCUGGAAGACAUGUGGGUUAGUUGCGGAGUUGGAUGUUGAGAAUGGAGUUGCUGGGUGCAAACUUGAUGAGUUCCAGGCGCACCGACUUUUUGAGAAGGAGAAUUUGUCGAUGUCAGUCACAGAGAUGAGACAGAAGUUGAAAGUCACUGAUCCGAAGUUUAAGAAGAUUGCUUAUAUUGAAUUCUUGCUCCAUAAAUAUCAACAAACAAUUGAGGAACUUAUGAAGAGACCACAAGGCACUAAUGAAGCCCUUGUUAAGGCUCAAAAGGCUAUGGAAGACGUGCAAGUUGAAAUCAAGAAGAUCGAAGACAAAAAGAAAGAACUCGAGAAAAAAGCAGCCAGUGGAAGUGGUGUUGCUGCCAUGAGAGCUAAAAAUGAACUCGACCAAUUGUGCUCAGCUGAUAAGACUGAAUUAAACAAAGCUUUGUUGACGGCUGAAGCUCAAGUGAGAAAGGCACAGAAGGCUGGGUCUGAUGGCGAUUCCCCAGCUGGCGCUUUGUGGUGGUUAGAAAGAGAAUUGACAGAAGCCAAAAAGUACAAACCUCAAAAGAAAGGUGGUAUUGCUAAGUAA
This is a messenger RNA of Entamoeba invadens IP1, 669 nucleotides long. RefSeq lists its product as hypothetical. The record is from RefSeq and is a predicted model, not a curated record. The coding region runs from base 1 to 669 and encodes 222 amino acids. Gene Ontology annotation, molecular function: actin filament binding. Gene Ontology annotation, biological process: actin crosslink formation; parallel actin filament bundle assembly. The transcript has a single exon. Gene Ontology annotation, cellular component: cortical cytoskeleton. Lineage: Eukaryota; Evosea; Mastigamoebida; Endamoebidae.